Molecule: messenger RNA, 2475 nt
Organism: Cladocopium goreaui
Lineage: Eukaryota; Dinophyceae; Suessiales; Symbiodiniaceae
Source: the annotation of a GenBank genome assembly
AUGCACUGGGUGGUGCGCUCGCAGAGGAAGAAGUUGCUUUUGCUUGCAGAGUCCAUAUCCAUCUCUGUGGACGAUAGGGCUGAUUUUCGUGUGAUGCGUUACCGCUGCAGCUUCCGAUCUGUGGAAGAUUUUUGUCAAGCUACCCAAGCACAAGCUGCCUCAGCCGUCCCAGCUUCUCCAGCCGUCCCAGCAGCUUCUUUGUCCAAAAGUUCAUCUUUGGAGGAUUGGGCUUCCAUGGAGCCAUUGACCGCAGAAGGGUUGCUCGGUGUUCUGCGAUUGGGACGGGAUGUUUCCCAAAACAACAUUGAGCAACAUGACAUGGACAAAAGUGAAAAGAUGGCAGAUACUGUGCUUGAGAUAUUGCAGGAUGUUUGCAGCGACGCAGACGGAAAUGUGGACAGAGAGGCCCUUGAGAGGAUUUCUGGUCGCAUUCAACAUUUUGCCUCUGAUCAGGGAGCUUCUGUUUUGAAGUGCGGCCAGGUCUUGACCCAGCGGCCUCAGCUUCCCAACCUGUUUUGGCUCAGUGCCGAUGCAGCUCACCAAGUGCGGAUUGCCACCAAAGAUCCUUUGUCAGCCCAGGAGGGCUUCAAGCGACAGUGGGACCGAUUGUUUUCAGAAAGGCAUGCGCUAGUGCCUGACAUUCAAAAUUCCGAAGUUUGGAGAUCUCGUUUGAUUGCUGCUCAGAAGGUGGUGCUCCGAUCCUGCCAGACCCAAGGUGCGGAUGUCAACAAGGUGCUCCAAACCUUCAGCUUUGCAAAACAGAGGUUCGAUAGCGUAGCAACUCCCAUGCUCAAAUAUUGUUGCAUGCUGCGCGCCAUUGCAUUGGUGUGUGCUUUGCAAGCAGCGGAUGAGAGAGGUUCUCGAGAAGUUCGUGCAAGAGCUGCUGCUGCUCUGGAGGAUAUGACGCCAGCCAACCUCUUUCGCUGUGGCCUUACUUGCGAUUACACCAUGGAAUGCUUGGCAUUCUUGCGAGAAUGCUUCGACAUCGAAGAUCCAGACCCAGCAUGCACUCCUGAGUCAGUUCGUGCUUUUUGUGCCCGCAUGAAGAUCUACUAUGGGAGCAAAGUGCAUUAUUUGUGCACCAGUGCUGGCGUGAAAGACAUUCGAGCCAUCAUGUCUGAGAUGAGCAUGGUGGUUGAGGACAUGGUGGACAGAGUCCUGGUGGACCUAACGGGAGAUGACCUUGGACAGUGCUUGCAAGUCUUCGAUGUGAUGUCAUGGACCAAAAAGGAUCAGACUGCUUUGCUGCAAAAGCGGAUCAACACAUUGGCCAAAGCCUUGCAUGUGGAUGCACGUGUGCGGGAUGCUUUUCAAGGUGCCGCAAAGUUGCUUUUGAAGGUGGUGUGUGCAGCACAGGCCAACAAGCUGAAAAUCUCCAACAGGCAGGCAUGGACUUGGAUUUUGUGCCUUGAAUGGCGUGCCCGCUAUUUCCCGCCUCAUUGCAACACGAGGUUCUUGCCUGACUUGGAGAAGAUGAUUUGUUUCUACCUUGCUCUGAAGGUCAACACUACGACUCUCGAGCGAAAUCUAGGGCAACUUUGCAACCAGCUCCACGCACACGCAGGACCAACUGCCCAGGAUGGACGUCUCCUUUCAGCAGUGCUUCAUGUGGCUCUGGAUGGCCCUGGAACUGCCAAAGAAUUGUUUGAAGUGAGAAAGGCUGAGUGUGCCGGGAGUGAAGUUGGCUUUACGCCAACUGGAUUCAGCCUAGCAUGUGGUAAGCUUUGGCUUGCCAUGUACGGGAGACGCUUCCGCUACAAGUAUGCCAAGGAGCCCACAAGCUGCCCAAGCCGUCCCAGCCGCAAACGAAAGGCACAUGCUUGUAGAGGAACUUUUGAAUGGGUGAAGAAGAAGCGAAAGGAGGCUGCCAGUCAUUUGUGCAAAGUUGCCCAGGAACAGGCCUCCCAGGCUGCAGUUGACUCCUUUGUUCCAAAUUUGGAGCUCCCACUGCCACAUUCUAAUGCCUCGGGCAGCAAGCAAGCCUUGUCCGGAACUCGUUGGCAAAGUUCUGCUUCAGCCAGCUCGGAAGAGAAAAAGCCCAAGAAGACUGCGAGUGAACUGUUCAGGGAUCACACAGACCGAAAGCGAGCCAGACAUGCAGCAGUGUCUCGGCGUCGGCAAGAAGGCAACCAACCUUACCUGCCCACUGAAGCGAAGAGUGGUGGCUUUGCACCCCCGACAGAGAAGCUGUUGCCAGAUCACUUGCUGCAGGGCCACAGGACGAAACUUUCUCUGAUCUAUCGCCUUCUCAGCAAAGAGCCUCCCUCUUUUGCAUGCCCAGUGGGAUGUGAGAUUGUCUCGACGAUGGCCUUUGGACAGGCAGACGUGCUGGUUGUUGAGGAUUUCAGCGAUAUUGAUCUUAAGAUGGACGAAAACACCAACAUUGUCCCACACUUAGUUCUGUUCUUUCAAGCAAGUGUGCUUCCCAUGUGGAUGGCUGAAUUUAGUGAGCUCUUAAAGGUUGCCACAUUGUGA